Messenger RNA from Penicillium riverlandense, 2937 nucleotides. RefSeq lists its product as uncharacterized. NCBI's taxonomy places the organism in Eukaryota, Fungi, Ascomycota, Eurotiomycetes, Eurotiales, Aspergillaceae. The record is from RefSeq and is a predicted model, not a curated record. Gene Ontology annotation, molecular function: translation elongation factor activity; GTPase activity; GTP binding. The transcript has a single exon. Gene Ontology annotation, biological process: translational elongation. Bases 1 to 2937 code for a protein of 978 amino acids.
AUGGCCUCGAUCUUUACUUAUGAUCCCGACCCUCCACGGGUCUCAUCUCCGUGGUCCACCUCGGGGGCGUCGACUCCCCAGGUUAACCCGGCCGGCAGUCGCGGUCUCGCGAUCCGUACGCGCUCCACCACCAUCCUGGACAGCGCGGAUCCGGACUCAUUGUCGGACUAUGGGAUUACGAAACUGGAGCCGGAGCCCCAGGAAGGCCCUACAGAGUACAAACUCCACCUUCUGCUCCGUCCGCGCCGGCCGUAUCUGUCCAUGUCUACUGGAAAUGUAGUCGCGGGGUCGUACCAUUCCCGUACCAGUCUGCUCGCGACAUCCAUCUCGGCGUCUCCAAGCUAUGACGCAACCCCAAGACCUAUGCAAGCCAAGUCGUCCCAGAGUCGGCAGCAACGGCUACAAGGAUUAACGACACAGCUGCUGUGGCGGCUACAACAGUCGUCGCCCUUUCACUCGUCUACGACCUUUGAACUGGUCAUCCCCGUUCUGCCGGAAGCAACGCCUAGGUUAGGUGUGCCGCCCAAACCUGCUCGCCUCCUCCCCGGGCUUGAAGAAAGCCAGGGCGCGCUGUACGAGAUUGGAGUUGCCGACGAUGGGACCUUCGUCGGCCUCACCCAGGAUGAGCUGGAUGAGAGUGUGACGAACCUGCAAGCCAUGGCCGCGAGUCUCGGCUGUAGGGUCGAGAUUCUCCGCCGAGUCAUUGUAGGGAAGUGCGAAUGGGCAGACGACUCGCCGACAGAGCCGGAGGACCCGGCGAAGAAUCAUACCGACAGUCUUUGGGUCGCGGAGGCCCUUGUGACCCCCGAUCUGGAUUUCUACAACAUAUCCCCUAUCCAGACCAACCAGAAUUCCGACAGCACUGCGGCAGGAUCGGGGCCGCAGCCCAUCUCUGAAGAAGACUGUUCUGCCACCGAGCAAAUACGAGUAUCCAUUGCCGGGCCCAGCACUGCUGGGAAGUCCUCACUACUGGGCACCCUGACCUCAUCGCUGCUGGAUAAUGGAAGGGGCAAGAGUCGAUUGAGCCUUCUCAAACAUCGCCAUGAAAUAUCCUCGGGGAUCACCAGCUCCGUCGCACAGGAGUUGGUUGGAUACUCGGAUGAGGAGCCGCCCGCCGUGGUCAAUUAUGCGUCGGGUAAUGUCACCGCGUGGAAUGAUAUCCACGCGUCUUCACGCGGGGGCCGCCUGGCCUUUGUGUCUGAUCUUCCGGGCUCUGUUCGAUAUCUGAAGUCCACGCUACGCGGCUUGGUCAGUUGGGCCCCUCACUACGUGAUGCUUUGCAUCCCGGCCACUUGCGGGGAUGAUACUGAAGGUGAAACGGAGCAAGCCGCGGAGAUUGAUCUUUGUCUGGCGUACCUGGAGCUCUGCCUAAAACUAGAGGCGCCUAUCUUGAUCGUGAUCACCAAGCUGGAUGUCGCUUCUCGAAGCGGGCUUAGAGACAACCUCGCCAAGGUUCUGUCUGCACUCAAAAGUGCAGGCCGCAAGCCUGCAAUGCUCCCCGCGUCGCCUGCAGGAGAUAAACUGCUUGAUUUGCAGCACGUCAGCGCCAUGGACAGCAACGAAGCACGGAAAUCAAUCGCUGCCGCCAAUGGGAACUGGUCUCAUGUCGUCCCGAUCAUCAUGACCAGUGCUGUGGAUGGUACCGGGAUAGGAAAGCUCCAUGCUUUCCUUCGAUACCUGCCCAUCCCCUCGCGGUCGUCACAGAGAGCACUUCGCAUCGCCAAACCAGCCUCAACACCCCACCAUUCUGCCAACGUCUUCGACAUUGACGAAGUCUUUGCCAUCCCUCCAUCCAAAGUCUACUCCAGAAACACAGACAACACCAGUCGAGAAAACCGCGGCAUGGUCCUAUGCGGCCUCGUCCGCCACGGCAGCAUCUCAAUCGGAGAUGAACUAGUGAUCGGACCAGUCCCAGUCGACACAUCGUCCUCCGAAUCCGGGCGAGAAGCAUUACAACCCCAGCUCUCGCGCAGCAGCGGCCCCGCACCAUCCGGUGACUUCUCAACGUCCUUCGCACAGAAUAUUCUCUCUGGCAAGGACGCUGCCCAAGCGAAGUGGCAGCGUGUCCGGGUCGUCAGCGUCCGCGACCUCCGCCUCCCCGUCCACCGACUAAUAGAGGACCAAGUCGGGACCAUCGGCAUCGAAAUCAUCAAUCCCGCUACCGAAAAUAAUGGCCGCGCUGCUCCUCGUAUCGGCCGCAUCCGCAAGGGCAUGGUCCUGUCCGAUUUCCACACCACUUCCACCUCUCUCCCUCCAACCCCGCUGCCUCCGACAUUAUCACUGCCCUUCCACACGGGCUUCAUUGCCACGUUCCCGGCGGCUGAAUUCUCUUCCCCGACUUCGCCGCCUCUCCUUCUGGGCGGUAAUGCCAUAGCCUAUAUCUCCAAUAUCCGGACAACGGUCCGCGUCGUCUGCAUGGCCCUCGCGGGCACAGGUGAUGGUGACAGAGACGGCGAUGAAGAAGAAGAAGAAGACCAGUCUUCACCCUCUGAGCCUGAAUUCUUUAGAUUUGACGGCGAUACUGCUCCGGGCCAGGAUAAGACCACUGGAAAUGGAAAUGGAAACAUAACAAAGCGUGCUUCUGGUAGCGACAAUAAUGCCAAUUCGAUGCGCCGCGUCUCCGCAACAGAUAUCAGCAAAGUCGUCUCAAGCUCUACUGGCCCCGCAGCCACGGCGUCGGCAACAUCUUUGAACGAAGACGUCCGCAUCACGUUCGCACUGGUGACCUCCGUCGAGUGGGUUGAAACCGGAUCGCCGGUGCUAGUGAUGCCGGGUAUCUCGAUGGCAUCUUCGUCUUCGUCUUCUGCGGCUGUGGCGCCGGCGUCUGCAUCUGCCUCGGGGACUGUCAUCAUGUCUGGAUUGGAGGGGUUCGUGGGUACGGUGUGUGAUGUUAUUCCUGGUGGAGAGGGAGUAGGUGGGAAAGUGAGGAAUGAAUGA